CAGAGUCGUAGUGGCUUAUCGAAUUUCGAAUGUGAUGUGGCCUGCCAGUCACCGAGCCGAGUUACCUAUGAAACUAGUUUUAUCUCUUUUGAGGAUGAUUUGCUUGAUGUGUACGGUGAUCCAAAUGUUACGGGUAAAGUCGGUACCGAUAUACAAGACGGAAAAUGUACAUGGUUGAGCGUCCGAGCGGCACAGAAAUUGCGAGGGAAACCAGAUAUGAGCGAUUUCAAGGAACACUACGGGAAGUCCGCCCCUGAGAGUAUCGCAAACAUCAGGGAGCUUUUGGAGAAACUGAAAAUACGAGAUGAAUUCUCGAAUUUCCAGAGAAUUUUUGCAGAAAAGGUGAAAAGCGAUAUCGAGCAAUUACCAUUGCGGCUGUCAGCACUGAGGCCUGUCUUAUUAGAUGUUCUUAAUAAGUUAAUUGAUCGGAAAAAAUAA
Messenger RNA from Cooperia oncophora, 438 nucleotides. NCBI's taxonomy places the organism in Eukaryota, Metazoa, Nematoda, Chromadorea, Rhabditida, Trichostrongylidae. The record is from the annotation of a GenBank genome assembly.